UUUAUUUUGAAAGUGAAACACUCAUUUACAAUGUAGUGUAAAAUUAAAAUCAAAGUGAAAAGAUUUGAUGGUAGUUAUCUCAUAAUUAGAUUGAGACUUUUUACCAAGAGGGUCACAUUCCUUUACGAAAUAAUAGGUAAGCAAAUGCAAAUAUUGGCUUGUUCAAUAAAAAUGUAAAAUAGUAUAUAAUCCAAAGCACAUGACUGGCCAAAUGAAACGACACAUGUGACAGGAUAUAAUAACUGAUAUAACUGGGCUAGAGGCUUAAGGUCUUAUUAAAGGCAAUGAAGCACAGAUUAAUGCUUAAGGCUUAAAGCGCAUUAGAUCCGAGCCUCACACCAAUUACAUCAAAAAAACACUCGAGUACGAAAAAGCCUGAUGAAGUCAUACUGAAUCCUCUCUGCUGUCCAAACCUCCCCGUGCACUUUGUGUCCACAGACACUCCGCUUAUGUUAUUCACUUUAUCAUCUCUCUACGUUUGAUUGCAGCCGUUCACAUAGUUUUGCCUCUCAAGGUGGUGCGUUUGGUUUUUUUACAACCGGCUGAGGCAGAUGCUGGGGGAUGGGAGACACGCUCAGUGAGAAGCAGUAGAUGUUCAUCUCCGUAGGAUCAGCAUGAGGUCCACUCCUCCCCUCCAGCAAGACCUUCCCUGGAGCUUUGGCACACGGCACAAAUAACGUGACCUCACCUCCUCACAGCUUCCAGUGUGAAGCCGCUGCUUGCUUUCUGGCGGCUGUAAAUGUCUCCUUUUAUAGCUCAGGUGAACGAAGGAUGCAGUGGACAGCACUGAUCUUCGCAGUCCUGUUGAUCGGUUCCAGUAUCUGUUCGGUGUUGGGGAACUCGGUAUUACUGCUGGUGGUGUUAUUCGACAAGAGCCUUCAGACGGACACCUGGCCUCUUACGCUCAGCUUCUGUCUAAGCGAUCUGGCGUUGGGCAUCUCCAUCAUGCCGUUUGGAAUCCAUAACAGUCUUUUUCAAGUCAAGGGAUAUGCUAGCAAGAGUGCCUUCUGUCAGGGCAGCGCCUUCUUGUUUCUCCUCCUCCAACUUGCUUCCAUCCAUUCCCUCACCUGGGCCGCGGUCGACAAGUUCACAGAGAUCUGCUUUGCCCUCAGCUACGCCAGCAUCUUCACGGCUCACAGGGUCAAAAUCAUCCUCGCUGUAGUGUGGUUGUAUAGUCUUCUCAGCGCUGCCAUGCCAUUAAUCGGUUUUGGUAGUUACGGCUACAGCGAGACGAAGUUCCUCUGCGUUCCCAGCUUCCAACCGUCCAGCGUCGGCUUCAACAUGCUCUUCAUGGGGCUGGGAAUAAUCAUUCCCAUUCUUCUGAUGUGCUGCAUGUACGUAUACAUAGUUUAUGUAGCGUGGAAUCAGGUGAGACGGGGGACGUUUGUUUGCAACGAAGACCACUGUUUCUAUGUACCAGCCAAUAAUUACUUCAAGAGCUCCAUAGUAAUGGUAGCAACCAUAGUGUGCCUGCUUGUGUGCUGGCUGCCGUACAUCAUUAUCUGCUUCUACGAGACACUGACAGGAAAGGAGAGCUUGCAGUCUGCUUCGGUUUUUGCCACGUGGCUUGUGCUCUUCACUUCGGCUCUCAACCCAUGGAUCAACUCCAUGACUCAAACGAGGUAUAAAGUUGCACUACGAAGAAGAGUGAAUAAAAUCCGUCAGAUGUUUCGUCAUCCUCGUAAAAACACCCUCCCCCAGUGCACCACGAUACUGCCGGUGUGCGAGAGCAACAACUCCCCUGCAUCAUCUGCCAGCGUACCAACAGGACCACAAACAAACAACGGAGCACAACAGGACCUCACGCUGGCUUGAAUACGACCCUCAAUGACCUUUGGCCAUUUGUGUCGGCGGUGUAAAUUGAGCAGAUAUAAUCAUGAUUUACAGAAUCGCUCGCAGCAUCGUUUUACCCGACAAAACAAAGCACUGAGUCGACGCAGAUAACCAGGAGCAAAUUGCUGUUUAUGAUGUAAAGAGACUUGACCGAGACCUUGGAGGAAUAUGUGUCACAUAAAAAUGAAAUCUUUAAACAGCUCAAUUUAACCAAGACUGACUAAGGAAAGCAUCAUUUUUCUCUAAUGAAAACUGUGACGUGCAUUUCUUAAAGAACAAAUAAAAGUUGCUUUUAAAACACUGCUGAUUUUGAAAUGACUUCUAACACCUGGUGAUGGCUUAAAAACUAACAGAAUAUGAAUUAUUUUACUAUAUCAGGUUUGUAAUCAGUCAUUUGUGAAACAUUAAAACCAAUAAAAGGUAAUAAAACGCUUGAAAAAUCCCAUGCUUGAGAAAGUCUGCCCUCUAGUGGACCAUCUGCAGAUAAACUGGAAAUAUGUUUGCAAACCGAAAGUUGAAUUUCUGGGUUCAAAACAAGUUAAGCACCAUCAAUACUAUCUGUGGCAAUAUUUUGUGAACUCAGCAAACUAUAACCAAAAUAAUUUUGUGAGAUAAGCUGCAAGAAUGUAUCAUACAACAAUAGAUUAACAUGUAUUGAAAAUGGAUCUUAUUAAAAUAUAUCAUAUAGUGAAAUAAAGUAACUUUUAGGAGAAAUACAGUUGCGUAGCCUGAUAAAAAUCUACAGAGCUUUCUCCGGUUUGGU
Messenger RNA from Triplophysa dalaica, 2596 nucleotides. Its product is annotated as adenosine receptor A3. The record is from RefSeq and is a predicted model, not a curated record. Gene Ontology annotation, biological process: G protein-coupled receptor signaling pathway. Lineage: Eukaryota; Metazoa; Chordata; Actinopteri; Cypriniformes; Nemacheilidae. Gene Ontology annotation, molecular function: G protein-coupled receptor activity. The transcript has 3 exons. Gene Ontology annotation, cellular component: membrane. Bases 772 to 1815 code for a protein of 347 amino acids.